AUGACCAGCUAUCUUUGCGAAUUGCCAACGACGGGAGCUGUCUCUUACGCGGACGUUUGUGUCGAUUCUACUGCGACUCACACCGCAGAUAUAGCAGACACAACUGAAGCGCGCGCAAACUUGCGCGCUACCCUCAAGGAGAGCAAACGUACUGAUCAAGGCGAGAAGGACUAUCUUAAACUCGUUAAAGUUCUCGAUGAUUACAUUCCCAAACUAUAUGGUCUAUUAGGAUGCAUCAGCAGCGCUGAGAUGUCGCUGAAGUCCGAGCCAAUCUUCAGCUGGCGAACCACGCUCUCCUCUAACGUAUUCCACAAUUCGCCCAGGAUCAGCAUCCCCACAUUCUCCACGGAGCAGAUAUUCUCCUCGCUCACGUACGCGUUCUCGAUCUCGAACCUCGCGCGGGCAGUCGUGCAUGCUCUGGGGCGAUACGAGACGGAACGCGCCAUAUCUGAUACGGACCGAAAGGCCAAAGACGAGAAGCUUGCAUUCGCAGUCACAUUGCUCUGCAAAGCUGCGGGGAUUUACGAGUAUAUCGGCAAGGAGAGCCUGGCCGAAUGGGAGAAGGAGCGCGCGCGAGUCGUGUCGCUGGGCAUGACCUGCCCAAGACCUCCGGAUCUCAGCAGAGAAGUCGUCAUUGGGCUGAGCAAAAUGGCGCUUGCCGACGCACAGAAUCUUGCCAUCCGCAAGCUGCUCUCCAAGGCUGCCUUCGAGAGCACGCUGACCCCUGGACCCCCACUCCCGAAGUCGCACCCCUCCCCAGCACUCGUCGCGAAACUCCAUCUAGAGUGCGUAUCCCUGUAUUCGUCAGCGCGGUCUCUGGUCAAGACCCCGGGCGCCAACAGCGGUGGACAGGAGGAGACGGGUGAAGAAGUCUCGCCAGAGUUGCGCCGCUACCUCGCGGACGAGGUCGCGCUGCACAGCGCCCUGGCGCACAAGUGGCUCGGGGUCGAUGCCGGCGAGCAUGGAGGCACGAGCAAGGGCGGUGUCGCCGUUGGCUUUCUGGCGUGGGCCAAGAAGGAGCUCGAGGAGCUCCGCAGCGGGCACACCACUGGCGGGAUGAUGGACAGCGAUCGCGAGAAGGAGGUACGCGAGCGCCGGAAGGCGAGGGUGCAGGAGGAGCUCGAGAGCACGAGUACAUUCCUGGUAGGUUACAAGAGGAUGAACGACACGCUUUUGUUCCAGCCUAUCCCGCCGCAGUCCGAGCUGCAGGCUAUGAUCCCUGCGGGACUGAUGGCAGUUUCGGUGAAGCCCUACGCUAAACCAACGCCUGCUUUCGGACCGGGUUCCGUGGAGUACGUGCGGCGACAGACCGAGGAACUCGAGCUGCUGGGCUCUGAGCACGCCACCGACGCCUCCCCGUCUCCAGGGGCUGCACAGGAAGGACCUACGAAAUCAUACGCCGGCGCAGAGGCGUACUACUGA
Molecule: messenger RNA, 1422 nt
Organism: Trametes versicolor FP-101664 SS1
Lineage: Eukaryota; Fungi; Basidiomycota; Agaricomycetes; Polyporales; Polyporaceae
Exons: 6
Coding region: 1-1422 (473 amino acids)
Biological process (GO): cellular response to pH
Cellular component (GO): plasma membrane
Source: RefSeq, a predicted model, not a curated record